This is a messenger RNA of Nematolebias whitei (Rio pearlfish), 809 nucleotides long. Its product is annotated as E3 ubiquitin-protein ligase E3D. The transcript is spliced from 5 exons. Gene Ontology annotation, cellular component: cytosol; nucleus; ubiquitin ligase complex. Bases 1 to 462 code for a protein of 153 amino acids. Gene Ontology annotation, molecular function: cyclin binding; ubiquitin protein ligase activity; ubiquitin conjugating enzyme binding. The record is from RefSeq and is a predicted model, not a curated record. NCBI's taxonomy places the organism in Eukaryota, Metazoa, Chordata, Actinopteri, Cyprinodontiformes, Rivulidae. Gene Ontology annotation, biological process: proteasome-mediated ubiquitin-dependent protein catabolic process; protein polyubiquitination; protein autoubiquitination.
AUGGCCGCUACAGCUAACUGGCCUAAGAAAACAUCUUGGUUCCUGGAGAGGACGGUCUCCUCCAGGCUGCUGGGGCUGUCCACCUCGCUCUGCACCUUCCACUUCACGCUUCAGGCACCAGAUGGAAAAGCCUUCUUACUGGUCUGGCUGCUGAACAGUGACUCCAUCAUAGCCUCAGUCCCAGAGGAGGAUGUCAGGGCUGAGGUUGCCCCCCCUGAUCUGGACAGCCCGUCACUCAGAGCCACCAGAGCCCUGAAACUCCUCUACAUCACCUGCUCCGACGCCAGCAUCCAGCAGAAAGAGAUCGUUUCUAGCUGGGAGGUCAGCGCCAUCGGACACCCGGUGGUUCUGCCGCUGAAGGUGUGCGAGGAGCUGCUGCAGGUGAUAGAUGACAGCAACGCCACACUUCCUGUCUCAAUGCGCUGCAUGAGGUCCUACAAGGUGGCGUAUCUUAGACUGUGAGGAUGGAGGAGAAAACCACCCUGUCCCAAAUUGCUUGUUGCUCUUGAAAGCAACCUUUUCAGCCAUCCAAAUACUUUGUUCCCAAGAACAGAAAUUUGUGGAAGAACAUAAUAAUGUGGCUGCCAUUUUUUAUAUAUUUUUUACUUAUCUUUGUAUACACAGCUUGUAAAAUUGUAUUUGUACCAGUGCACAUUUUUUUUCCCCAGCCUCGAGCCCCAUCAUACUUGUCUUUGUGUCUAUUUUGUUUGACACCAUUACAUUUAAGGUUUAAUUGACCAGAGUAUAUUUGAAAUGAAGGGAAGGCAGAUUUGGACCAGCUUUUUAUUAAUAAAUAUUAUUUAUCACCA